UUAAUGGGUCCUCUGCCUCAUCAGACACUCCAUCCUUCUCUCUCUCUUUUCCUCAUCUCUCGGUAGGCCAACAUGCGUUCGGCAACAUGGGCAGCCAUGGCCAUCGCCAGUGCCCUGAUCCACCUAAGCAUGCUAACGGAGGUCUCCUCUUCUGCAGCCUCUGAUAGGAUCACAGAGCUACCCGGCCAGCCCCCUGUGAAUUUCCGGCAAUUUGCUGGGUACGUUACAGUCGAUGAGGAGAGCCAAAGGGCUCUCUUUUAUUACUUUGCUGAAGCAGAAAUCGAACCAUCCUCCAAGCCCCUCGUCAUCUGGUUCAAUGGAGGGCCUGGUUGCUCGUCCCUGGGUGUUGGGGCGUUCUCUGAGAAUGGUCCAUUUAGGCCCAGUGGCAAUGUGUUGGUGAGAAAUGAAUACAGUUGGAACAUAGAGGCCAACAUGUUGUUUGUGGAAGCACCAGCAGGAGUUGGGUUCUCUUAUUCAAGAAACAUCUCUGACUAUGAAGGAAUGAACGACGAGAGAACAGCUAGAGACAAUGUAGCCUUCCUUGAACGUUGGUUCAUCAAGUUCCCAGAGUACAAGGACAGGGACCUCUUUAUUACAGGCGAGAGCUAUGCAGGCCAUUAUAUUCCUCAGAUGGCUGAGCUUCUCCUUCUGGCGAACAGGAAGCAGAAGCAGUUCAAUCUUAAAGGCAUUGCUUUGGGUAAUCCACUUCUGGAGUUCUAUACAGAUUUUAACUCGAGGGCAGAGUUCUUUUGGUCUCAUGGACUGAUAUCAGAUUCGACAUACAGAAUUUUCACACAGGGCUGCACUUACUCACGAUACGUGAGCGAGUUUUACAGGGGAAACGUGUCCUCCAUAUGUUCUCGAGUCAUGAGCGUCGUGAGUAAGGAGACGAGCAGGUUCGUUGAUAAAUACGACGUCACUCUUGAUGUCUGCACUACAUCCCUUCUAAUGCAGUCUCUGGCUCUGAGGCCCAUGCAAAUCACAGAGAAGAUAGAUGUGUGUGUGGAAGAUGAAACUGUUAACUAUCUCAACAGACAGGAUGUUCAGAAGGCUCUGCAUGCUCAACUUGCCGGAGUGACCAGAUGGGAAGUUUGCAGCAGUGUCCUGGAUUAUAAUAGGCAAAAUCUGGAAAUCCCGACUAUUUCUCUGCUGGGUACCAUUGUUAAGUCUGGUAUCCCUGUCCUGGUUUACAGUGGAGACCAAGAUUCGGUGAUUCCUUUGACUGGCAGUAGGACGCUGGUUAAUAGAUUGGCAGCUAGUUUAGGACUCAACACGACUGUGCCUUACAGAGUUUGGUUUGAAGGGAAGCAGGUUGGUGGGUGGACACAAGUGUAUGGUGAUAUUUUGUCCUUCGCCACCAUUAGAGGAGCUUCUCAUGAAGCUCCUUUCUCGCAACCAGAAAGAGCUUUGGUGCUUUUCAAGUCCUUCCUGCAAGGCAGUCCACUUCCUGAAACUUUCUAAUGAUGCUCAGAACUUGGUUUCCUUUCUGAUCCACUGAUCAAUUUUUGACUGCAAGUGUGUGUAUGCAAGAAAGGCUUUCUGUCAUGAUGUGUCUGAGAAAGUAAAACUGUCCUUCACAUUUCAUUUCACUGGUUUAACAGAGUAAUGAGAGGUUUAAAAUGUUAGAAGGACACUUGGCUGCCAAUGAAGCUUGUGAAUCUAAUGCGUGAAGUGGAUUAUAUUUUUUUGGUUCUUUAA
Molecule: messenger RNA, 1698 nt
Organism: Nymphaea colorata (pocket water lily)
Lineage: Eukaryota; Viridiplantae; Streptophyta; Magnoliopsida; Nymphaeales; Nymphaeaceae
Product: serine carboxypeptidase-like 45
Exons: 10
Coding region: 73-1461 (462 amino acids)
Biological process (GO): proteolysis
Cellular component (GO): vacuole
Molecular function (GO): serine-type carboxypeptidase activity
Source: RefSeq, a predicted model, not a curated record